GCUUCACCUAUAAUUCAAGCUGCAAAACUACACCAGAACAUCUGACGUAUCGCAGGAAACAUAAAUGUGAUUAUCGAACACCAGUCCUGGGAAGAAGGUUCUUCAAGUUAUCAGCUCUUCCUGGGAAUCACACUCACGUAGCCUCCAAUGUUCUCACCGCUUCUCGUUCGAAGUCACCCGAGAACUAUUAAGUGAUUCCCAGCUUGCUUAACUACCAUGGCGUCACCACCACUGGCCUUUCAACUUCACGGGGAUGUUGCGAUAGUUUCUGGCGCCGGUUCACAGUUGUCGGGUGAAAUCGGGAACGGACGAGCAACAGCCAUCGUUCUAGCCCGUCAGGGAGCGAAAGUGGCAUUACUCGACAACAACCUCGAAGCCGCAAAAGAGACCAAGAAACUGAUCGACGCAGAAGGCGGCAUAUCCGAAGCGAUCCAAUGCGACGUUACAGACGAGGCCUCUUGCAAAGCCGCAGUUGAAAAGACUGUUGAACUGUUUGGUGCAGUUCAUAUUCUAGUGAACGUCGUAGGUAUAUUCGGCGGGCGUGGAAACGCUGUGGAUCUCGAUUUGGAAGAGUGGGAUCGGGGAAUGAGGACAAAUGUGACAAGCAUGGUUCUCAUGUCCCGUUUUGCAAUCCCUGAAAUGAGGAAGCAAAAACGAGGAGCGAUAGUUAAUUUCUCCAGUGUUAGUGGACUCAUCGGAGGCAAUCCAGGACUCUUGUACACGACGAGUAAGGGCGCAGUUGUACAAUUGACUCGAGCUAUGGCAGCUCAUCAUGGGCCUGAGCAAAUUCGGUGGAUUUCCUCGUUUCACCCACCAUCGAAUAAAACAUGACCAUACCUAACUAUAGAGUCAAUUGUGUGGCUCCUGGGAUGGUCUAUACUCCAAUGGUUCGGGGACACGAAGGAAUGCCCGACGAGAUUCGUCAAGCACGAAUAAAUCAGAGUUUGCUCAAGAUCGAAGGGACAGCGUGGGAUAUCGCGCAUGCGAUUCUGUAUCUUGCCAGCCGUGAAGCAAGAUACAUCACAGGCGUUAUACUCCCCGUCGAUGGUGGAACGAUGGCCGGAAACAACUCUCGACCGAAGAUUCCGCGUGAAAUCUAAUAACGAUUGUGAUUAUUCUUGCAAUACCAUCCGAGUCAUAAAUGAUUUGGAGAAUGUACUUUUUACUUGAUGGAACCAGGUGCUACAUAGGGCGAAUGAUUAUGACAUGAGCUAAUUUAUUGAUAGUACAAGGUAACCGUAACCCCCCCCCUCAAACAGAUGUACCUCUAUUACCCAGUCCAACAUGAAUAUCGUCGUGGGUGUAAUCGUCCGCAAUAACUGUAUCAAAAACAAUACCCGUUGUCGUGCUAUCAGCAGAUUCCAUAUCAUGUUCAAACGAGAU
Marasmius oreades (fairy-ring Marasmius) is the source of this 1383-nucleotide messenger RNA. RefSeq lists its product as uncharacterized. Gene Ontology annotation, molecular function: oxidoreductase activity, acting on the CH-OH group of donors, NAD or NADP as acceptor. NCBI's taxonomy places the organism in Eukaryota, Fungi, Basidiomycota, Agaricomycetes, Agaricales, Marasmiaceae. The record is from RefSeq and is a predicted model, not a curated record. Bases 217 to 831 code for a protein of 204 amino acids. The transcript is spliced from 6 exons.